Dictyostelium discoideum AX4 is the source of this 324-nucleotide messenger RNA. RefSeq lists its product as hypothetical. The coding region runs from base 1 to 324 and encodes 107 amino acids. The record is from RefSeq and is a predicted model, not a curated record. NCBI's taxonomy places the organism in Eukaryota, Evosea, Eumycetozoa, Dictyosteliales, Dictyosteliaceae. The transcript has a single exon.
AUGAGGGAUAAUAAUAAUAAUAAUGAAAAAUAUUUAAUUGAUUUUUUAAAGAAAGUUGGCUCUAUGAGAGGAAGUUAUAGUGGCUCACAAAUAGUUAUAUUUGCUUCAAAAGAUAAAAAAGAUGAAAAAAUAGAAAAGAAAAGAAAAAUUAAAAAUCUAAAAGACAAGAUCAGGAGCCAAAAAAGAACCAUUGAAUUAGAAGUUGAAAAUAGACGUUUGAGAGACAGAAUCGAUGGAUUGAAAUCAGGUAUAAAUGAGUUGACGGCAAAUCUUGAAAAUUUGAAAAAGAAAAGUGACAACCAAAAGAAAGAUAUGAGUUAUUAA